Aspergillus sclerotioniger CBS 115572 is the source of this 3378-nucleotide messenger RNA. RefSeq names its product DUF1765 domain-containing protein. Lineage: Eukaryota; Fungi; Ascomycota; Eurotiomycetes; Eurotiales; Aspergillaceae. The record is from RefSeq and is a predicted model, not a curated record. The transcript has 2 exons. The coding region runs from base 1 to 3378 and encodes 1125 amino acids.
AUGUCUUCGUCGUCCCCUGAGAUCGCAGACUCUCGCCUUGAAGACGAACACGCCCACUUGUCCCAUGCCGCCAGCUACAACCACCUUCCGGAUCUGCUGGCCUCCGAAACGAGCCGGCCUGGUCUGCGGAGAACUUUCUCGGAUCUGAACCACCCCAUCCAGACCGAGUCUCCGUCAAAGGAGGAUGUGGCUGCAGGCAAAGACAUCUUGCGACGGACCUCCCUUCGGUCCAAGAACAAACCAACCAUCGCUGUAUCUCGUUUUACCGUCUCUACUGAGGAUUUGUCAGAUCCGACUGGCCCGGAGACCUCCGUGCCUCCUACCAAGGUUCCGGAAACAAGGGCACCCUCGCCCGUUGCUCGCCCCUCUAAAGCCCGUUCGAUGUCCGGGAGACUGGCCAGUUUGGCUCGGAAACCCUGGAUAUCAAGUUCUCCUCCUUCCGGGAAAGGUUCCCGGCUCCGUUCUCUGCGUACAGAGGAACAAACCCUAAAUCCACCGAUAACACCAUCCAAGACCGGCGGCCAAACAGACCCGGGGACAGAACCAGAGUCUACUGUCCCUUCCCGCCGGCGAACUAUCCUACAAAAACGGCCACGGCGCCCGAUGGUCGCGGUGGUGACUCAGAGUCGAGCAGAUAGUCCGAGCACUCCCAGUAGUUAUUCUCCUCAGUCAUUAGUGGCUAAGAAUUCCCUGGAAAAACUCACUGCAACCCUGAACGUGUCGACACCGGUCCUGCCCCCAGUGCCCAAAGCACCGGCAACUGCGAAUCUCGCCGGAAGUAUGGACAUGCCGCGGAAGAAGGAUGAGCUCUGGGGCGUUUUCCGAACCCUUGAGGCCGACUUUCAGAAGUUCCAGGCCAAGUCCAGCGCUCUGAAGGCCAACGUCAUCCGCUCCUCACUUGUGCCGUUCCUACAUCGAAACCCGUCACAUCCGUCCUGUAGGAAUUUGCGGCCCGAGGACUUAGAUCGCCGCGUAAACAUCCUCAACAAGUGGUGGACAGGAUUGUUAGAAAUGCUCAACGGCAAGAACAACCAGUCCAUAUCCGGGACGGAUAGGCCCGUGUACUUGGAAGCAAUUGUCGGUAUUAUGACUCGACCUGAAUGGCGGAUUCCUUUUCCGCUACCUCCAUCAAGUGGCAGUUUCCCAAAGCCUCUUAAGCAUGCGUCGACUUCAAUCUCGGAGGACUCGGAAGGCUCGUCAGGGUCCGAUUUUCUCCUUGAAUCUAUCCAUCACAACAUAAGGAAUAUUUUCACGCAGAACCUAUUGUCUCAGAUGUCUUUUGUGGUUGAAAGAAUGUCCAUGAGACAUGCACCCGCCAGCUUAGUGGCUUUCUGUGGCAAGGCUUGUGCAUACGCAUUUUUUUUCUGUCCAGGAGUUGCAGAUAUUCUCGUGCGACUAUGGAAUACACCCCCCAGCAUCUUUCGGCGAGUGCUCUCCCAGUCAAAUCCCGACAAGAGUAACGGCGCGAGAGCGCUGACACAAGAACUCGCCGUGAACUUUCCGGCGGCCCUGCGGACGCUGGCUUUCCACGCCCAUACAGCUUUGGUGCGAUACCUUCGUCAAAAGCCCGAUGUGCCUUUAAGCACCGCUCAGAUUCCAUGGCAAAGUCCGUGGGUUUCCCGAUGGAGCGGCCGGGAUACGGAUCUCUUUUUCGUAUUCGUCAAGUACAUCCACGUUCUAUACGCUGACGCUCUGCCCCCAGAGCUCGAGAGAACGAAGCGGUUAUUGGCACCAGGCCUGCUUCCCAUCCAUUCGCAACUCCUCGUUGUUCUAGAGGAUACGCUCUACAAGCAAUCGGUACCACAAAUGCCGGAAAGCACUCACACAGCUGCUGCGGUCACAUUCGAUGAUUUUAUUGAAGGGACGGAUGCAGCCGUCUCGGCACUUCCUUUGGGAGCGGCGAAUAGCCAUCGUUUGAUGGCUGAGAAUCGCUUGAUCAUCCUGCUCCGGGAUUUUCUCUCGGAAUCUUCCCUCGAGCCGAAUCACGCAAGGUUACUGUAUGCCGAAUCUUUUUGUACCAUCAUGAGAGCAGCUGCCGAGAGAACAUCACUGUUCGACCAUAAUGCAUGCUUUCUUCUGUGUGACUUUGUAGAAGAAGUCAUCCCCAUCAUCACACGCUAUUCCCACUCUAUCGGGUCUGACUUGUUUGACUGGAAGUUCUGGUUAGAGGUUUGUCGUCAGAUGAUGCAAAGCCACAACUCUCUCACCGAGGUCAGGGUGUUCUCCUUCCUUUUCGGCAUUUGGAGCACAUGGAUUACGUCAGAAAAAAGGAAAUCAGAUCUUUGCCUGGGCUUCCUCCUGGACGAAUCGAUCUUCUACCACUACUUUAGUCAUUGGAGUCCAAUGGUUCGUGCAUAUUUUCACCGUCUGCUGUGCUGGAGGCUGGGGAGGUUCAAUGAUGAGCCCACGUCUCUUGACACCACGAUAUAUGAGACACUAUGGGGCCGACUGCAGCGUACCUGGAAAUACUACCUUGCCUUUCAGGCCAAAGCAGACGAAGAGCUCACCACGCCGCUGUCAUCUGCUCCUUGUACGCCGGCACCAGGGCGAAGAAUCAUUAUUAUCCGGUGUGAUAAUCAGCUGUCGCCGUCAAGCUUUUUUGUGUCCUUUGAUCGCGUCGUCCCUCCGGCACCGCCAGAGAAGGCAUCCGUGCUCUCAAAUAGCAACAUUUCCCUGAAAACGGAAUCAUCCGAAGCGCAGCCCCCACCUAAACGGAAGUGGAGUAUCCUCAAAGCUAUGUUCGGUGGCUCUUCUAGCGUGAAGUCCAACGGUGAGGCGUCUUCCUCCAGCAGCUCUGACGAGUCGGAUUCUGCUAGCUCCGAGAAUAUGGCGUCAGCAGACAAAUGCCUAGACAAUCACUGGCGGCCCCAGAACCAAUCUGGGGAACUCUGUCGGCCCAAGACUGCGCAUCAGCCCUACUCGUUCAAGUUUUCUCUGGAGUGGAUGGACCGGCCUCAGUGGCCUAGCAAAAAUAAGCGUCUUUACACACCCUGUCUUCCCGUGGGGUCGCAGCUGCACCUUCAGCUCCGGAAAUCACUGAUCCAGUCGGAAGAUUGUGAUACAACGUCGGAAUACGUAUCGGCUGCGGAAGGAGACGACGAUGAUAUGAGUUUUGAUCCUCAGGGUGCACCGGAAUCAGACGAACAGGCCCGCGCAGACGAUACAUUGGAGUCAGAAAACCAGCCCAAAGAUCUGGAUAUUAGGCUUGCAUUGAACGACAAGUUUGCGGUCAGUAAGUACGCAGGUAGGGCUCUUGCGGAAUGGGCGCAGAUUGUAUCCGAAUGCGACAGCUUCUUUGCCCGCAGACGCGACGAGGGUGUACCCUGCGAUCGCUUGGUUGAAACACCAACGCUGGGAGUUGAGAGUUUCCGCAAGUAA